UAAAGCUUCUAUGUUUGUUUUUGGGGUUAAUGUCUACACACAGUCAGGUAUGUGAAGUGAAGCCUGUGCAGAAGUGCCAAAAACUGCAGUUCCUCAAACGUCCACUUGAGCUCUCAAGCUUGCUGUAGCAGUAUUAUAAAUGUGAAUAAUUGUAUUCAUUUGUUUUUUUCCUCUGGGGUACUUAUGUUGUUCAUGACCUGGGGACUGGGCCAGGUAUACGUUUAUAUGCAUACAUAAGUAGAUAUUUUUUAAGCACUAAGUUAAGGGGUGCUAUCCCCCUGUGAUUUGUUAAUUAGUAAAGAUUAGUAAGUGACGUUUCUUAUGAUUUUGUUUAGAUUGUUGCAGCUGUCCUUUCCCUUGUUUCCCUUGUAGUCUGCCUCAACUCUCUGUUGUAUCAUUAAUCCUAAUUGCUGCCAAUAAAUAAUUCAGCAGAACAGAAAAUGCAAACUUGAUACUUUAAUGCAUUUUGUUCAAUGGUAGAUUUCAGCAUGUGAGGCCAUUUCUUUUGUUACAUCAACUCUGCAGCCGAUAAACAGUUAAAAAGUCACAUAGGCUGCAGCUCACAGAUCAUAGUCACGUGGUGCAGCUUACUGAUUAACAGAAUGAAGUUGAAUUGCUGGACUUUGGCAGUGCAGAUCUCUUCACUGUGUAAGAGGAGGUGACUGCAUUAAGAUCCAAAAGGAUGCUUCACCUGAAAGAUGGCGGGCUCUGUAGACCUCGACUCGCUGCCAUCUGGACUUUGGUUUUCCAUCACUCUGUUUGUUUUCCUAACACAUCGUUGUGGAGGUCAGCCUCAGGUUGUUGGUCCACCAGAGCCAAUUGUGGCAACAGUUGGUGAUGAUAUCAUGUUGCCAUGCCAUUUGUCACCAGCUGUGGAUGCCUCUGACCAAACUGUGGAAUGGGCGAGACCGGAUCUGAAUCCCAGAUUUGUCUAUGUGUGGCGUGACGGCGUGGAACUAAAGACUAAACAACAUCCGUUCUAUGUGGGGAGAACUUCGUUGCACGUCAGUAAACUGAAACAUGGAGACAUCUCACUGAAACUUUCCAAAGUAAAACUCUCCGAUGAGGGAACAUACAGAUGCUUCCUUCCCACACUGAAUAGGGAUUCUUCUGUUCAGCUUGUUGUUGGUACAGUCUCCUCACUUAUCAUCAACUUAAUGAGGACUGAGAACAAUGAAGAGGUGGUUCUACAGUGUGACUCUGAAGGCUGGUAUCCAGAGCCUGAGGUGUUCUGGCUGGACGCUGAGGGAAACCUCCUCUCUGCUGGACCUACAGAGACAGUCAGAGGUCCUGAUGACCUCUAUACUGUCAGCAGAAGAUUGACUGUGAGAAAGAGUGACAGCUUCACCUGUAGAGUCCAACAGAAGAACAUCAAGCAGACCAGAGAGGCACAGAUCUAUAUUCCAGAUGAUUUCUUCAGCUGUCCGUGUAGUUCUGCUGCUCACAUCAUCACCAUCAUCAGCUUGGCUGUGGUUCUCAUGGUUGUUCUUGCAGUUGUCUUUGUAGUGUGGACACGGAGACAGAAACAAAACAGUAAGUCAGCCAUUAUUUU
Messenger RNA from Larimichthys crocea (large yellow croaker), 1552 nucleotides. RefSeq names its product butyrophilin subfamily 1 member A1-like. The annotation marks the transcript as partial. Gene Ontology annotation, cellular component: external side of plasma membrane. NCBI's taxonomy places the organism in Eukaryota, Metazoa, Chordata, Actinopteri, Sciaenidae. The transcript is spliced from 6 exons. Gene Ontology annotation, biological process: regulation of cytokine production; T cell receptor signaling pathway. Gene Ontology annotation, molecular function: signaling receptor binding. The record is from RefSeq and is a predicted model, not a curated record.